Messenger RNA from Aspergillus welwitschiae, 684 nucleotides. RefSeq lists its product as uncharacterized. Bases 75 to 278 code for a protein of 67 amino acids. The transcript has a single exon. The record is from RefSeq and is a predicted model, not a curated record. NCBI's taxonomy places the organism in Eukaryota, Fungi, Ascomycota, Eurotiomycetes, Eurotiales, Aspergillaceae.
GACCUACUGGAAUCUGCAACAAAGCUCUCGCUUCUCUCUCUACGGCUGAAGUGCAUACGUCCCAAGUGUGUCACAUGUGCCGUGGCAUCAAUGCUUGGGAUGCGUCGGUGAAAGUGGCCGAUGAAAUCGAAGGGUGUUAUACUAUGCCCCAAAGCGGUAAUGAUGAUAAACUCCGUCGCUCUUCGGAAUUGCGUAGAUCCAGUAAGAUGGAUUGUUUUGGUUUGAGGGGCAAGAAGGUGAGGAAAGUGGGCGGGCAAAUUGUGGGCGGGAAACUGUAAAGUGUGGGAGGAGGGGGAAAGGAAGAAAGGCAGAACGAUGGAUUCUGGAUGGUCAGGGCGACCGGCUAAUCACUUGACGGGAAAAGUGGGAGAAGGAUGUUGAGAUGAUGAGAUGAACAGAUUUAAGGUAGGAGAAAGAAAAAAAGGCUGGUAGACCGAGCAGGGAUGUGGAAGAACCUAAUAGUGGUGGUAGUAAGAGUAGUAAAUAGCAGAUAAGUAAACGGAUAAUAGAUAGAUAGAUAUUGAUGAAGGGGGGGAGAGGGAAAGGCAAGUAAGUAGAGUGUUAAGACAAGCCGAGUCAAAUCAAAGCCAUAUCCCUUUUUUUUUGGAUGUUAACCCCGAGGUGGCCCAGGGUUUAAUAAGGAAGAAAUUUAAGCAGCAAGCAAUGGAAGGAUGGAUGCGUUCG